Menidia menidia (Atlantic silverside) is the source of this 2836-nucleotide messenger RNA. The record is from the annotation of a GenBank genome assembly. Lineage: Eukaryota; Metazoa; Chordata; Actinopteri; Atheriniformes; Atherinopsidae.
AUGGAGCCCCAAACUGUUACGAGCGAGAAAUUCUUCAUUGUUAUUCGAGGGAAGUCGCGGACGGGCUUCUGCCGCGGGUGCAUCGGGCGCGUGGAGGCGGAGACGGCGCGCGGGGAGCUGGUGGGGCUCCGGUACAGCAGCGGGGCCAACGCCGGGGCCCCCAAGAGAGGGGGCGUCGUGAUGAGGGAGGACACCUACCCGCUGACGCGCCACCAGGCCCAGAUCCUGCUCUACGUGCCCAACGCCAGCAAGCGCCUGGAGCUGCUCUGCAACCCGCAGCUCUUCUCGGCCGUCUGCCAGCUCUCCCAGGACGACCUGGUGGUGGUGAGGCACAAGAAGGGCCACCACCCCGCCCUGGUCAAGAACCUGAUGCGGAUUGGGAAGAAGGAGUGCAAAGAAGAUCUUCACAUGAUUGGCUUCGAGGUCGAGUUUGUGGAAAACGAUGACAAAUCGCCAUCCAGGAAACCUGCACCUCAGCCCCUCUUCAGCGCGGCAGACAUCGUCCAGGUGGUCCCGUCCUACUCGGUUCCCCUGGGCCUGUACUGGAGAGACGGUCUGAACAAAAAGCCAGUGACACGUGUCAAUUCCAUGCCAAGCUUCGGAUCCUCAACCCGACAGGCCACACGCAAUCAUCGGGGGCAGGGUCCCGUUCACGCCCAACAGACGAGCGCGUCUCACCCCCCUCUGGAGGUGGGAUCCAUGGUGGAGGUGGUUUCCAGCAACGGGAUCACGGUGUACGGAGUCAUCCAGUGGUUGGGGAUCCCAGGGGGGAAAACGGAUGAAUGGGUUGGGAUUGAGUUGGAUUAUGACGUGAAUGGCUGUUCAGAUGGGGUCUAUGGAAGUCAGAGGUAUUUCACCUGCAAGGGGAACAGGGCGCUUUUUGUUCCCAUCACAAAGUGCUUCCCCGACAGCAGGUUUGCCUUCUCGGAAAGGGAAAAACCCAAAGCCACCGAAACCCCUUCAGUCCCUCCUUUUGAGGAAUCGGAGGAGGAUACGCCGCCUGUUGCUGAAUCAGAGGUGUCAUCACUAUUAGUGGGAAAAAUGAAGGGAAUACAGGGUCACAUUAAUUCCUGUUAUCUGGACGCAACACUCUUCAGUUUGUUUAGUUCAUCCGAGACUGUGGACAGGAUCUGCCAGAGGCCUGCUGACGGCGAGCGUCCCCUCACCUGUGCUCUGCGAACAAUAGUCCACCGUUUGCGCAGACAAGGCUUCGUGCCUGCAGAGAGUGUGAUGGAUUUUCGCAAACAACUUGGCUGUGACACAUUCAGGACUGACGAAAAAGAUCCAGAGGAGUUUAUUACAGUCCUCUUUAAGAAAGUACUUUGCUUAGAGCCAUUGCUCCAACUUAGAUCUGAAGGAGGAGCAUCUCAGGGAGCCUACACCCUCCAAAUCUUUUUGGAGAAAGAGCAGAUGGGACAGUUCCCCACUGUCCAGCAACUGCUGGACACAUCCUGCCUGUCGGGAGACCUCAAAUUUGAGAUGGAGCCGUCCUGCCUGAUAGUUCAGAUGCCGAGGUUUGGAAACAAGUAUAAAAUGUUCUCCCACAUCAUUCCUUCCAUGGAGUUGGACAUCACAGAUCUAAUGUACAACUCGCGAAGGGAAUGCUUUAUCUGUGGACAUUUGGCGGAGUUCGAGUGUGUGCAGUGUCUACCGGACCGAAAAAUGCUUCCCGGUAGAAUCAAACAGUUCUGUGCAACCUGCAACUCUCAGGUGCACGCCCAUCCCUCGCGGAACUGCCACGCCCCCAGAGCGCUGGCGGUGCCGGCAGGUGCAGCCGCUGACGGUUCCGGUUCCGGGUCCAGGCACACCAUGCAGCUAUUCGCCGUGCUCUGCAUUCACACCAGUCACUAUGUGUCGUUUGUUAAAUACGGCCCUUCGCCUCACUCCUGGCUUUUCUUCGACAGCAUGGCAGACCGAUGUGGUGAUGACCAAAGUGGCUACAACAUUCCAGAGAUCCGUGCAUGCCCUGAGAUUGGUGACUAUCUGAGCCAACCUGAGGAGGAACUGGCCCGUUUUAACCCUUCUCAGGCUCCCGAAUUGGUGCGGAGACUUCUGUGUGACUCGUACAUGUUUUUAUACCAGAACCCAGCAACAGCGCUUUCAAAGCCAAACAACGGAGAGCCCUAAACACAUUUGAGGACGAGGACACUGCGUUCCAUAAUAGUGGAACACUAUGUUACAACCUUACAUCUCUGCUUAAUAGACUUGAAUGCACUUUAUUGCGUCCGGACAGCAGGAACUGAAAUGGAUGCUCGGAACUUUAUUCUUAAAAAAAUAUGUCCAAAAAGAUCUACAUUAUUGUUCAGCAAUAUUAUUUUUGAUUGUUCAUAUUCACAGGUGACAUUGCCCUGUAAGGAAGAGAGAGGCUAGCAAUGAAAGGUUGCACUAUAAUGAACCUUUUUCAGUCUAUACCACGCGGAUGCCUUACAGUGGUUGUUAUUAAGUGAAAGUGUGGCAUAUCAUUUAAAAAAAAAAAAAAAAGUUUUUCUGCUUUUUAAAAUAGUUUUUUUAUGAGCCUGUCCUUUGGCAAACUAAAGUUAGGUCCACUGAAACACUGAUGACAUGUGUGGCGGAUGUUGCGUAAUGUUAGCUUUGGAUUGUUACAAGUGUACGCCAACCUAGCCACCACUGGCAUGCCUCUGUUAUUGUUAACAGAAGUCUCAAGACAGGAAAUGGUGUAAAUGUCCACGAAUGGUUUUAUUAUUUACUGUAAUUAAUUGCACUAUGUGUUGUUUUUACCACUAAAGAUGACUGGUUAUAAAGUAAUUUGAAUAAAAUUACAAUCACUGCAACUGGAAAAAUCGUUUAAUUGACUCUUGGGCAUUUUUAAUACAGA